Molecule: messenger RNA, 178 nt
Organism: Racocetra fulgida
Lineage: Eukaryota; Fungi; Glomeromycota; Glomeromycetes; Diversisporales; Gigasporaceae
Source: the annotation of a GenBank genome assembly
AUGAUCAAAAAUAAAAUUGAUACUUCUGAUUUCGAUUAUAAUGCUAUCUUCUUAACUUAUCUCGUAGGCAUACGUGAAACUGCUAAAGAGAUUAAUAAAUUAAUUUGUAAUAACCUUCCGACCAACGAAUAUGGAAUAGACUCAAUAACCUUAAAAGCCAUUGACACUCUCAAUUACA